AUAACAGCAAAGGGCCGAGAGAGAGAGAGAGAGAAAGGUUCCGUGGUUUGCUUUGCUUUGCUUGUUUCCAAGCUAGCGGGCAAACAUGGCGCCUACUUGUUCUUUCUCUUCAAAUCUUUCUUCAUUCUUGAUUCUUCCCCACAAAACCUCUACAACCCAUAUGCUUAUUUCUCUUAUUCAUGCAUGUAUCCUUCUUUCUCUUCUAUUCGCCGAUGUUUCUGCAAAUCUUCUUCUUCAAACUGGUAUAGAAGAUGCAAAUGUUGCAGAAAUUGAUCAAUGUCAAUAUGUUUUAAGAGAUGAGGCUGUCAUGAGACUUAAUGAGCUUGGAAAGGUGAGUGAUGCUGAUGGGUAUCUUGAGAGAACCUUCUUAAGCUCGGCUUCUCUUAGAGCAGCCAUUCUUAUCCGUCAAUGGAUGGAAGAUUCGGGUUUAAAAACGUGGGUGGAUCUAAUGGGAAACGUGCACGGGCGAGUGGAAGGAAUGAAUGCAACUUCGAAAGCUCUACUAAUUGGUUCUCAUUUGGACACUGUUAUUGAUGCUGGUAAAUUUGAUGGUGCUCUUGGCAUUGUUUCUGCUUUAUCUGCACUUAAGGUUCUUAAGAUUAGCGGCCAAUUAGAAUCACUUAAACACCCAGUUGAGGUCAUCGCGUUUAGUGAUGAAGAAGGAGUGAGGUUUCAAUCUACUUUCUUAGGUAGUGCAGCAAUUGCUGGGGUUUUACCUGUUUCAGCUCUGCAGACAAGUGAUAAGAGUGGUGUAACAGUGCAAGAUGUUUUGAAUGCGAACUCCAUAGGAAUUUCGGAGGAAAGCUUAUCUGGAAUGAAGUAUGAUCCUGAUACUGUUUGGGGUUAUGUUGAGGUUCAUAUUGAACAGGGUCCUGUGUUGGAAUCGGUUGGGCUUCCUCUUGGCGCGGUGAAAGGAAUUGCUGGACAAUCUCGUUUAAAGGUGACAAUCAAAGGUUCACAAGGACAUGCAGGAACAGUUCCAAUGUGGAUGAGACGAGAUCCCAUGGCUGCUUCGGCCGAACUAAUUGUGCUGCUGGAGAGUCUCUGUAAGCAACCAGAGAAGUUUCUUUCUUACGAUGAAGAAUGCAAAGGUUUCUCUAUGGAAUCGUUUGCCAGCUCUCUUGUUUGUACCGUUGGAGAGAUAUCAACUUGGCCAAGCGCCAGCAAUGUCAUCCCAGGCGAGGUGGCCUUCACUAUAGAUGUAAGAGCAAUGGAUGACAUGGGUCGUGAGGCGAUUAUAUUUGAAUUCUCGAAUAGGAUGCAUGAAAUAUGUGAUAAGCGGUCUGUUUCUUGUAAUAUCGAUAGGAAGCAUGAUGCUAAUGCAAUUGCUUGCGAUGAUGGGCUAAGUGCGGAGCUAAAGGUUGCAGCCAAUGCUGCAAUGAAGAAAAUAGCAGGAGACAUUAUCGAUGAAGUUCCUGUUCUCAUGAGUGGAGCGGGACAUGAUGCAAUGGCAAUCGCUCAUUUGACCAAGGUAGGAAUGCUGUUUGUACGAUGUCGCGGAGGAAUCAGUCAUUCGCCGGCUGAGCAUGUUUCCGAUGACGAUGUAUGGGCGGCUGGCCUUGCUGUUCUUGCAUUUCUGCAAAAUAAAAUGUGAAUUAUGUAAAUAAUGUUGAUUACAUAGUCUCUGUUUUUUUUUAUUCUCAAAUGAAAUAAAAUUUAAAUAUGUGUUCCCAAUUCUAACUAGGGAUGGUAAUAUAUGUGGUUCUAAACAAUGGGUAUUUUUAUUUUGUUCAGGUUGAUCUCUAUUAUCUUAAA
Molecule: messenger RNA, 1755 nt
Organism: Impatiens glandulifera
Lineage: Eukaryota; Viridiplantae; Streptophyta; Magnoliopsida; Ericales; Balsaminaceae
Product: allantoate deiminase 2
Exons: 12
Coding region: 86-1594 (502 amino acids)
Molecular function (GO): hydrolase activity, acting on carbon-nitrogen (but not peptide) bonds, in linear amidines
Source: RefSeq, a predicted model, not a curated record